This is a messenger RNA of Rhododendron vialii, 1821 nucleotides long. RefSeq names its product pentatricopeptide repeat-containing protein At5g48730, chloroplastic-like. NCBI's taxonomy places the organism in Eukaryota, Viridiplantae, Streptophyta, Magnoliopsida, Ericales, Ericaceae. Gene Ontology annotation, molecular function: protein binding. The coding region runs from base 102 to 1625 and encodes 507 amino acids. The transcript has 3 exons. The record is from RefSeq and is a predicted model, not a curated record.
GCAUGUAUUAUGCCUCACUGAUGUUUCGUAACCCACCGUGAACAUACCGUAAAACCCAGCAACUGAUACAUAUCGCUUCACUGAGUGGCCCGAAACCUUCCAUGGCGUCCCUCUCCACUCCCGCCAAUCCAUUCCCCCCUCCGGUCCACCGCCGGCCGGACUUCAAGCCUCCAACCGCUUGGACGCGCCGGAAACCUAAUUCCAGACCGGCAACAGUAUCGGAGCAAACAAACGCACCGACGGUAAGCGAUAGAGCCCCGAGCAGAAUUGACGCGUCGAAGCUGAAGGAGAGAGAGGAGAGAGAGAGGAAAGAGGGAGUGAACAGGAAGAUAGGGUCGCAGAAGGCUAUUUCGAUUAUACUGAGACGCGAGGCCACGAAGGCCAUUCUUGAGAAGAAGGGAGGGCCCAAUAAUUCUAAGAAGCUGUUGCCUCGGACUGUUCUUGAAGCCCUUCACGAGCGUGUUACGGCCUUGCGUUGGGAGUCUGCUUUGAAGGUUUUUGAACUACUGCGUGAACAACUAUGGUACAGGCCCAACUCUGGUAUGUACAUCAAAUUGAUUGUCAUGCUUGGAAAAUGCAAGCAACCGGAGAAAGCCCAUUCUCUUUUUCAAGCUAUGAUUGAUGAAGGUUGUGGCGUGAAUCAUGAAUCCUACACUGCUCUUUUGUCUGCCUAUAGUAGGAGUGGCCUUUUUGACAAAGCAUUUUCUCUCCUUGAGGAGAUGAAGAACCGCCCGGAUUGCAAGCCUGAUGUGUACACAUACUCAAUCCUGAUUAAAUCAUGUGUACAGGUCUAUGCCUUUGACAAGGUGGAUAGUUUGCUUUCCGACAUGGCGUCUCAAGGAAUCAAGCCCAGCACAAUUACAUACAAUACCCUCAUCGAUGCCUAUGGAAAAGCAAGAAAGUUUGCCAAGAUGGAAUCAACACUUGUGGAAAUGCUCCGUGAGGGGCAAUGCGAGCCUGAUGUCUGGACCAUGAACUCCACUAUCAGAGCUUUUGGCGGCAGCGGACAGAUAGAAACAAUGGAGAAAUGUUACGAUAAGUUUCAGCGCGCUGGAAUCCAAGCUGACAUCAAGACCUUCAAUGUUCUCUUGGAUUCCUAUGGGAAAUCCGGGAAUUAUGAGAAAAUGAGUUCCGUGAUGGAAUACAUGCAAAAGUACCACUUCUCAUGGACACUAGUAACAUACAACAUCGUAAUAGACGCAUUUGGAAGGGCUGGAGAUUUGAAACAGGUGGAGUUCUUGUUUAGGUUGAUGCAGUCAGAGAGGAUAAAACCAAACUGUGUUACUCUUUGCUCCCUUGUAAGGGCUUACGGGCAAGCUGGGAGAGCUGAAAAAAUUACUGGUGUUCUGCGUUUCAUUGAGGAUACAGAUGUGACACUGGAUGUCAUAUUUUUCAAUUGCCUUGUGGAUGCUUAUGGGAUGAUGGGAUGCUUUGCAGAGAUGAAAGGAGUGCUGGAAAUGAUGGAGAGGAAACAUUGUAAGCCUGAUCGGAUCACAUAUAGAACCAUGAUUAACGCAUACACUACCGCUGGAAUGACUAGCCAUGCACAGGAGCUCAAGGAUUUUAUGAAUAACUCUGUGCAGAAGACUUCACACCAGAGGUACAAUCAUUGGCAAGAGGCUUAAAAGCUUGGCAGCAAUCCUGCGUAUAAUGUGUAGUAUCUUAUCAAUUGCUGUAACUCUUGCUUCACAUUUCAUUUGUGAAGAAGUAAAUGGGAAAAGAAUGCUUUCCAUCAUCAAAGUGGGCUCAUGAAGGACCCCUAAAUGAACGUCAAAAGAAAAAAGAGAGACCCAAAUUGGACGGUGCAAUCAUUGUACGAUC